Messenger RNA from Penicillium coprophilum, 2652 nucleotides. Its product is annotated as putative SNF2 family helicase/ATPase PasG. The record is from RefSeq and is a predicted model, not a curated record. Lineage: Eukaryota; Fungi; Ascomycota; Eurotiomycetes; Eurotiales; Aspergillaceae. The transcript has 4 exons. Gene Ontology annotation, molecular function: ATP-dependent chromatin remodeler activity; chromatin binding; ATP binding. Bases 1 to 2652 code for a protein of 883 amino acids. Gene Ontology annotation, biological process: DNA methylation-dependent constitutive heterochromatin formation; negative regulation of gene expression via chromosomal CpG island methylation; pericentric heterochromatin formation. Gene Ontology annotation, cellular component: pericentric heterochromatin; nucleus.
AUGUCCACUGAAGAAACAGCGACUCCCACAGAUUCCCGUGCGGGGACUAUGGCGCCUGAAUCGGUCACCCCUUCGUCGCCACUCACAGACCCGACUGAGGUUGAAGACUCGAAGUCUUCAGAUGACAAAGCAGACGAUGCGAAAGCAGAGUUAACCGAUUCAGAAGAUGUUGAAGGGAUGGACAGCAAGGCAAAAGCCUUGAUGCACUUGUUAAAAACGAGCUCCGUCUUUGUUGCGAUCAUGUCGGAUAAGAUGAAGCAACAGCAAGAGGAAGCACGCCUGGCCGCGAUCAAGCACCGCGAACAAGCUGUCACGAGUCAAAAGAAAACCAAAUCACCUCCUGAGCCUGCUCGCCGAGCUACUCGAACUCGAACAAACCAAGAUGCGACUGACAAAGAAAACAAAACACCAAAUGGAGAGGAUGCCAAUGAGAAGGCCCCGGCCUCCACCAGAGGUCGACCUAAGCGGGCAGCGGCGGCCAAUGGCAACUCUAUCUCUAGUUACUUUAAAAAGGCUGACGUGAAAGUGACUGAAGACAAUCCUUCGGUACAGCAAGCCCUUGAACAGGCUGCAGAUGACUACGAAACGAAUCCCAAAGCUCUUGGUGAACAAGACUUGGUUGCGACACAGCAGCCAGCACUUGUGACUGGUGGCAAAAUGAGAACAUACCAGCUGGAGGGUCUUGAAUGGCUCAAGACUUUAUGGAUGAAUGGGCUUUGUGGUAUACUUGCGGAUGAAAUGGGUCUCGGAAAGACUGUUCAAGCCAUUUCGAUGAUUGCGUUUUUAAAAGAGAAGAACGUUUCUGGGCCAUUUUUGAUCUCAGCGCCGCUCAGUACUGUGAGCAACUGGGUGGAUGAAUUUGCCCGAUGGACUCCGGGAAUCAAAACAGUAUUGUACCACGGCUCAAAAAGUGAGCGAGCUGCCAUGCGCAACAAGUUCAUGAAGAUGAAAAACCAAGGGGACAUGGACUUUCCUGUGGUCUGCACAUCUUACGAGAUUUGCAUGAACGAUCGAAAGUUCCUGGCGCAGUAUCAAUGGCGUUAUAUCGUUGUUGAUGAGGGCCACCGCCUGAAAAACAUGAAUUGCAAGCUCAUCAAAGAGUUAUUGACCUAUAACUCGGCCAAUCGUCUGUUGAUCACUGGCACUCCUCUUCAGAACAACAUCUCAGAGUUGUGGUCACUUCUACAUUUCCUGCUUCCUGAAGUUUUCAACGAUCUCAACUCGUUUGAGGGAUGGUUUGACUUUUCCUCUGUCUUGGAUAACAAGGGUCAAGCAGAUCUCGUUGAAAAACGAAAGCGCAACUUGGUCACUAGUAUGCAUGCCAUUCUGAAGCCCUUCCUUCUCCGACGCCUCAAAACAGAUGUUGAAAACACCCUUCCGAAGAAGCGGGAGUACAUUCUGUACGCGCCUCUAACCCCCGAGCAAAAAGAUCUCUAUCGAGAGAUCAUCAAUGGUACAGGACGCCAGUACCUCGAAGGAAAAGCCCUAGAGCGUCUAGAAAUUAAGAACGGCAGCUCCAAACGCUCGCAGAGUACGAAGCGCAAACGGAAUGGCAGUGGUGAUGCAACGCCAGUUAAGAGUUCCAAAUCCAGCGGGACAUCCACGCCAGCUAGUAAUGGAAAUAACUCUAACCGCCGUCGCCGACGCAGCACGCGUCAGAGUUACAAUGAUCUAAGCGAUGGAGAGUUUGACGAACAUUUACGCAAACUCGAGCUAGGAAUCGAGGAAGAGGGAAACAAGAGCGAACCUAGCGAUACCGAACUCGAAGAGAUCCAGCAGGCUCAGAAUCUGAAGCUUGCCAAGAAAGAGAUUGGGCAAAAGAAGAUGCAAAACCCCGUCCUGCAGGCUCGCCUUGCCUGUAACUCUCCACACAACUUCUACUGGCCAUGGAUGGACGAGUCCUCUUCUGUCGAUGAAACCCUCGUCUCUGCCUCUGGAAAAAUGCUUUUAUUGGACCGCCUGGUCUCGUGUUUGCUUAAGAAAGACCAUAAGAUCCUCAUUUUCUCUCAAUUCAAGACACAGCUUGAUAUCAUUGAGGAGUGGGCAACGACUCUCCGCUCCUGGGAGUGUUGCCGAAUUGAUGGCGCUAUUGCGCAAUCAGAUCGCCAGGCGCAGAUCAAAGAUUUCAAUACCAAGAAAAGUCACAAGCUCUUCCUCCUGAGCACCCGAGCUGGUGGCCAGGGAAUUAAUCUCACUGCCGCGGACACCGUCAUUAUCUUUGACUCGGACUGGAAUCCGCAGCAAGAUCUGCAGGCUCAGGAUCGAGCCCACCGCAUUGGCCAGACCAGGCCAGUGAUUAUCUACAGAUUGGCAACAAAGGGCACUGUUGAGCAGACACUCCUGGAGAAAGCAGACUCCAAGCGCCGCCUCGAACGUCUGGUCAUCCAGAAAGGCAAAUUCCGCUCCCUUCUGGACCCUAGUGCGAGUUCGCAAGAUAUCGACGAACUGCGGAGGGCUCUUGGCGAGAAUGAGUUUGAGCAAUUUGAAGUUGGCGUUGACCCUGCGUCGAUCUUGUCGAAUGAAGAUCUGGACAUCUUGACUGAUCGCUCUGAAGAGGCUUACCUGCGUGCUGAGAAAGGAUUGGAUCAAAAAGGGGCUGCGUUUAUUGCAGUUGAAACGAAGCGCGAUCCUGGUGAGAGUAUUCUUUCUUGA